UCUACAAGAAAGUUGCGUGCAGUGUGAAAGAUUGCGUGCAGUUUCACGCCGCUGUUAGUUAUUGUUUCGGUUUUGAACAUAAAAACUAGUAUGGCAGAUUCAACAUUUACCGCCAAUCAAACUCCUCUUAUUGGGGAUAUCACCUCUGUGCUGAAAGAAAGUUCCCAUGCAAAACUCUUUCUUGGCAAAUGGUAUAACAGCAAGGACUCAAUAGCCGUGAAAAUACCUUAUCUGGAUUAUGACGAAAGCAAACGACAACGCGAUAUAGACCGGAUAGCACGGGUGAUGAAAAAGAUCUUACCUUUUGAUCACGUUAAUGUUGUUCGGCACUUUCAUCACGAUAUCGGUAUCAUCAAGGCCUCAGUGACCCAUCGCUUUAACACCCUGGACAGCCAAUUUUAUCGGAUUCCACAGUUCCAGAUCGUAAUGGAAUAUUGUUCAGGUGGCACGCUCCAUGACCUUUUAAAAAUCUCCCCCAUCGCUGCACGGUUAUUACAAAAAUGGGCUAGGCAAUUGGCUGAUGGCCUGGCUUAUCUUCACGAACGCCGCUGUGCUCACAAGGAUCUCAAGGGUGACCACAUUUUUCUCUCCUCGCCCGAUGUAAACUGUUGCUGCUUAAAAAUUGGGGGCCUUGUAAAUCUCAAACAAUUAUUGUCGAGUACAACAACUUCCAUGUACUGCGGUGACAUUACCAACAAAGCCAGCUCAUUUGCAUUCAUGUCACCGGAAAUGAUAACCGGUUCCGAGGUCGAAAUCGAGCCCGUUGGGGAAACGAAGAAACUCGGACGUCGAAGUGAUAUAUGGAGUCUGGGAUGCGUGCUGAUUCAGAUGAUCACACGUAGUAUUCCGCAGUUCCUUAAAUAUAAAGACAAUAAGGUCACGGCAAUAACGGGAGAACUGGCGAUUGUAUAUUUUGUCGGUAGCGGAGGGUUUCCCACGAUUCCCAGCGAUAUCCCAGCUCUCCUCAAGCAAAUGAUCGAGCAGUGUCUUGCUAGAGAUCCAAAUGAUCGACCUACCGCCAGUGAGUUACUUCAACAUCCUUUCUUUUCCUGCUGUACGAACAGUAUGGAAGAUCAGUGGAUGCAGAAUUCACCAGCUGGAUGAAAUUCUUGGGUUAUAGAGAACGAAUCGUAAGAUCUGUUGUCAAUAGCAUUUCGUCUGUUACUUAAAAUAAAAUUUAAUGUUAGUGACAGGUGGCAAAAUGCGUAUGAAAACGAUGGUUGUAUUUUCACUUCCUAACCAAGGUUUACUGAAUCUUUCAUGUGAUGCGAAUGUUAAGUUUUUGAAACUUUAUUAAAUGAGCACUCUGCUGUGGAGUCGUAGACGUUUCUUACAGCAUAUCCUUAUAGACACUGGUCAAACUGCUGUUUACACUAAAAACACCUAUGUACUCGGAGAAAACGCAAACGUUGUUUUAUCAUAGUUCGGAAUUAUGUUAUCCACGAUUUUGUAUCGAGCAGUUUCCUGAA
This is a messenger RNA of Paramacrobiotus metropolitanus, 1469 nucleotides long. RefSeq lists its product as uncharacterized. Bases 91 to 1104 code for a protein of 337 amino acids. NCBI's taxonomy places the organism in Eukaryota, Metazoa, Tardigrada, Eutardigrada, Parachela, Macrobiotidae. Gene Ontology annotation, biological process: protein phosphorylation. The record is from RefSeq and is a predicted model, not a curated record. The transcript has 2 exons. Gene Ontology annotation, cellular component: cytoplasm. Gene Ontology annotation, molecular function: protein serine/threonine kinase activity; ATP binding.